AUGGCGGCGGCUGGACUGAGUCUGCCGGCGGUGGGGCCGUACCAGCCGGGGACGGAUUUUCCUCGAUGGCUCAACAGCGUGGAUCUGUACAUGGCGGCCCUGGACGUCACUGGGGACGAGAGGAAGACGGCGAUUCUGUUGCACCUGCUCGGACCCGAAGUGCAGGAGGUGUACGGCACGCUCCCGGAGCCGACAACUGGAGUGACCGGCUGCUAUGCGACGUGUGUAGCUAAACUCCGAAGCUACCUGGCGCCGCAGCGCAACGUCAUCGCUGAUCGACUCGCGUUUCAGCGGUUGCGCAUGGUGGAAGGCGAGCUGUUUGACGCGUUCCUGUCCCGUCUGCGCCUCGCGGCAGCUCGGUGCCAGUUCCCGCCCGAGCAGGUCAGCGCGGCCCUGCGGGACCAGGUCAUCGCGGGCUGCACGCCUCGCCUGCAAGAGCGAGUGCUGCAGCGGGCCGUGGAGGCGCAGGAGCCGCUCAGCCUCCAAGACGUCGUCAACAUAGUCCACAAUGUGGAGCGGACCGACCGCCUGCUCCGUGAGGUGCGGCAGGACGGCCAGCUGGCCGUACCUCAGGAGGAGCAGCAGGUGCAGGCGCUCGGACAACCCAGCCGAGGGGAGCAGCGCUGUUUCCAGUGUGGCGAGCUGGGCCACUGGAGGGACCACUGUCCCAGCGCGCAGUCGCAGCAGGCCGGCGCGCGGCCCCGGCAGGCCGGUGCGCGGCCACGGCAGGCUGGUGCGCGGCCACGGCGGGCCGGCGCGCCGCGCUGCUACCGGUGUGGAGAGCGCGGACACCUGCAACGGGACUGCAGCAAACGACGGGCUGUCAAGUUGAUCCAGGACAGCGACCAGGCCGACUGGCAGGUCUGCGCCGUGCAUCUGGCGGCAGGAGCGGCGCAGAAGAGCGGAUUCUUCCGACAGCCCGGCUCAGCAAACGGCGGUCGGCUGGACAGCCGACGCGGCGGACCGCGCCGGAGGGGCGGAACGCGCCGGUGCUUCAGGCGCGGCGACUCAGGACACUUGAAGCGUGACUGCCCCGGAUGCGGUCAGGUGACGUCUGUGGACGCCGUGACGUCCGUGGCGCAGCGGAGGACACAGCGUCAGGACCGGCUGCCACUGGUCACGGUGACGGUCAACGGCCGGCCAACAGAGAUGAUGGCAGACACCGGGUCGCCAGUCUCGAUCGUGGCGGACGGCAGCAUCCCGGGGCUGAAGCUGCGACCAUCAACGGUGCAGCUGCGCUCGUUUACGGGCCAGACGGUGCCGGUCCGCGGCGAGGCGACCGUAGAGGCGGAGUUCGGCGGCCAGCGGAGGCGGCUGAGUGUCGUAGUCAGCGACCGACUCGGACACCAACCGCUGAUAGGACGGGACUGGUUGCGCGACAUGCGCCUCGACUGGCGGUCGCUGCUUCAGGGCAGCGAGGACCGUGAAGUGAGCGGCGCCGACGGAGUCAGAGGGCGCCGUGACACUAAAGGAGCCGGUGGGCGCCGGGAUGCUGAUGCUGCAGGAGCCGGCGGGCGCCAGGACGCCGAUGGAGCCGGCGGACGCCGGGAUGCCGAUGGAGCCGGUGGGCGCCGGGGCGCCGGCGGAGGGAGCGGACACGGGUACGUCGGCGGAGGCGGCGGUGCCGGGCGGCCCGUCGGAGACGCUCGUGCCAGAAGCUUCGGUGGCGGAGACGGGAUCGGCAGUGUCAGAGCGGCGACCGUCGGCGACGUCCGACGAGCAGGGUUCAGCGACGGGUACACCGGCGGCGACGCCAAACGGCCCGUCGGCGAUGAUCGCGCUGAUGGCCGCGGUGACGGCGGCCGCGCCGGCAGUGCCAGUGACCCCAUCGGAGGGUGCAUCAGUGGCGUUGACCUCAGUGGAGGUCGUGUCGGUGCCGGUGACAGCGGAGGUGACCUCAGUGGUGCACUCGGUGACGGCGGCGGCGGCGGCGACGUCAGCCACGCCGAUAACCUCGGUGACGGUCAGGCCGGUGACCCCAGCGGGGGCGACGGUCAGGCGAGUGACCUGGGAGGAGCCGGCUGCGCCGGUGGCCUCAGUGGUGCCGUGGGUGACCGCGGUGGCGGCGGCGCUAGCGACGCCGGUGACCCCGGCGGCGGCGGCGGCGGCUGCGCCGGUGAGGUCAGUGCAGUGGGGCCUCUUGAACGUGAGCGCGGCGCGCACACUGGGCGCUCCGCAGUGCCGUUCCGCCCGGCGUCGGAGGGCCCGAGGCGGCUUAUCGGCGUCUGA
Molecule: messenger RNA, 2229 nt
Organism: Amphibalanus amphitrite
Lineage: Eukaryota; Metazoa; Arthropoda; Thecostraca; Balanomorpha; Balanidae
Exons: 1
Coding region: 1-2229 (742 amino acids)
Biological process (GO): proteolysis; positive regulation of cytoplasmic translation
Cellular component (GO): cytoplasm
Molecular function (GO): mRNA binding; zinc ion binding; translation regulator activity
Source: RefSeq, a predicted model, not a curated record